Messenger RNA from Microdochium trichocladiopsis, 1055 nucleotides. RefSeq lists its product as uncharacterized. NCBI's taxonomy places the organism in Eukaryota, Fungi, Ascomycota, Sordariomycetes, Xylariales, Microdochiaceae. Gene Ontology annotation, molecular function: protein binding. The record is from RefSeq and is a predicted model, not a curated record. The coding region runs from base 154 to 906 and encodes 250 amino acids. The transcript has 3 exons.
CACGGCUAACUGUCUCCCUGCUAAGACAAAGUUGGCGGUGACACCUGUUGUCAGCUGGCCCAGACUUUUCGAAAACCCGGGUUCACCGCUUUAAGCUCUCUUUCGAAUCCCACCCAUACCACACUAUCUACAGAGUGUGCACAUUCAACGGAAAUGUUGUACUCUACAGCUGUUCUGGAGAAAGCUUAUCUAUCGUGGAAACCCGUGAUUAAGAGCGAAAACAAUUAUCAACUACGGAAACCAAAAAAAAUCCGAGAGCUUGUUAGGCGCUACGCUAGCAGGUAUCAGCCCCCAGAAAUAGUCAAUAUCUUACGCUCUUUGCUGGAACGGAGGAUAUUCACGAACGAAUUUAUUGCGCAUAAAGCUUUUCCCGACCUUGUUCCUCUUCCUCUCACGAAUAACCAAAGUACAGCUGCGCACAGUGUUACCUCUGCUAGUAAGCUUAUGCUGCACUCGGACCGAAAGAGCGGACCGAUGAAAGAGCUAAUUCACUCGAUGCAAGAGCUUCAUACAAGUGGGAGAUACUCGGACUUUAGUAUUCGCUCUGGUGAUAAACUCUACCGAGUCCAUAAGGCCAUCGUGUGCCCUCGGUCGAGUUUCUUCGCUACAGCUUGUGAUGGCCCGUUCAAGGAGGGACGAGAAGGCGAGGUCGAUCUCCCUGAAGAUGAUCCACAAGCUGUCGCCAUGAUGAUGCACUACUUUUAUUACCUAGACUAUGACAUUCCUCGUGCUUUACCUGGAAAUCAAGAUACAGCAAAGGCAGCCUGCUGGGAAGAACUUGCUGAAAGUACUAUUAAUGAUGAGCUAACCCGGGAAGACAACCCUCAGGAAGCCAUUUCAGGCGAGCUCUCUCAGAAGGAGCGUACCGAUCAAAAUUCGGAGCUUGUUCUUCAUGCCACAAUGUAAGUCUGCCCCCCGUCUCGCGACCAGGGUACUUCGCGACCACCCCAAACCCCACCAAAAUCGCUAAAAUCGCUACCUUGUCACUCGGCUAUAACUCAGCUGUGACGACCCGACCAACAGGUCGCAAGAUCGGGCCAGGGACAAGGGCAGGU